Messenger RNA from Physcomitrium patens, 1291 nucleotides. The record is from RefSeq and is a predicted model, not a curated record. NCBI's taxonomy places the organism in Eukaryota, Viridiplantae, Streptophyta, Bryopsida, Funariales, Funariaceae.
AAUUUUACUUAUUGCUGUGGUGCUUACUUCUGGAGUGGCCGUGGGUCAGUUGCCCAUUUUCCCUAGGUAGUAGUUUGUUCAAGUGCGGGAUGGCGAUCAGUAUAUGAACGUGGUGCAAGAAACAAUCGAUCAUCAAUUGGGUUGAGGGAAUUUUCUUUGUGGGUCGUGUUUAUCGCUGUGCUUGUAUUUGUGAAUCUUGGAUUGGGGUCUGUGCUUGGCACACUUGCUCAAGCUUCGAUAGUUCCGAAGAGACAAUGUACACUGUUUUUAAGGUCAAGUAUGGCGAUGUCCUGCGCCGAUUUCGCCUCUGUACUUCGGGUUUGCCAAGUGGAGAACUUGAAUUGGUGUUCCGAGAGCUCUUGGAUACUAUUAGUUCAUCCUUCAAUUUCCCUAGGACAAUGAUACCUACUAUAACCUACACCGACCUCGACGGUGAUGUGGUCACUAUAGCAGACUACAGCGACUUCGAGGACAUAGUAUAUGAGCAAAAAAUGAAUCCUGUUCAUAUGACUCUUACAGUCAGUACACCAAGCUCAAAUGAGGAUGCCAGUCCACAAAAAUCGUCAACAGUGGGCAUCCCUCCUUGGGCAGCUGAUAUAAUGCUAAAACUUGAUCAAGUACUGGAAGCUGUAAAUAAUCACUUCGUAGAAUCAGCGGUGGAGUCGAUGAUGCCUACUUCUCGUGCAUUGGAGCAGAUUGCUGCGAAACUAGGCAUUUCGAUGAAUGAUGAACCAGUAACUGAACCGGCAAAGAGUGUUCUCCGUACUCAGAAAGGGACACCUGACAAGGAACAAUCAGGACCUGAAUCGGAGGUCCUGCAGCGUUUCUUCAUUUUGCAGCAGAGAGCUCUGAAUGAAUCCAAGGAUACUACAGCAGCGAGUGAGGAUUCGGAAACUUAUGUUUUCUAACAUGAAGCUAUGAGGGAGCAAGAUGCCAGCUUAAUCAGGAAGCGAAUUGGAGUUGCAGCGGCGUGGAAUGAUUUUGCAUCAGAAGGUAGUAUUAGAGUCUGAAGGCACAGAUGCUUGCGUAUAGCAAACAUGGUGGUAGGGCGUUGUAUGGUAUGGGGUCAAAGUAUGGAGGUGGGAGCUGCUGCAUACCCAUAUUACCACAAUAGCCUUGGCGUCUUUACAGUGAAGUACUAAUAGCUAUGUUGUCAACCUUUAGUUUCUAAACCCUAAAUGCCUUGGGUAAUAUGACCCAUACAGGAAACUAUUUUGUAUUCAUUUUUCUGUGGAGCUGUUUAUACAGUCUGAUGGUUUCAUUUCUAAUACUUUACUUCCAUUAUUGUUUA